Molecule: messenger RNA, 486 nt
Organism: Salvelinus fontinalis (brook trout)
Lineage: Eukaryota; Metazoa; Chordata; Actinopteri; Salmoniformes; Salmonidae
Product: claudin-4-like
Biological process (GO): cell adhesion; bicellular tight junction assembly
Cellular component (GO): bicellular tight junction; plasma membrane
Molecular function (GO): structural molecule activity
Source: RefSeq, a predicted model, not a curated record
AUGAUGUCAGCUGGGCUACAGAUGCUGGGCGCGGCCCUGGCGAUCAUCGGCUGGCUGCGACGUGUCAUCAUCUGUGCUCUGCCCAUGUGGAAGGCGACAGCCUUCAACUCACACCAAACAUUCACCGCUCAGGUCAUCUGAGAGGGUUUCUGGUGCAUGGGCCAGGCCAUCAUCUUAAUCAUCGCCGGAGUGCACGCCAUCUUGUUGGGCAUCGCCGGGGGGAAGUGCAUCAACUUAGUGGAUGACGAGAGGUCCAAGGCCAAGGUAUCCAACGCUAGCGGGGUUGUCUUCCUCAUCACUGCCCUCCUGGUCUUAGUCCCUGUCUGCUGGUCGUCCAACACCAUCAUCCAAGACCAAGACUCCUACAACCCCCUUUCAGGCUACCACAGGGAGCUGGGAGCCUCGCUCUACACCGGCUGGGGCCCCAAUUGGUAUUUUGAGGGUCCAAUCAUAAUGCUUACAUCGAGGCAGAUGCCCCAUGGAUAG